AUGGCCUCGUAUUCUGUUCUACUUUUUCGUCUCACAGGCCGCUAUCUUUUUUCUCCCUCAUCAACAUUGUUCGCAGUGUUCCUGUGUGGUUUUCCCUGCAAGAACCCGAAGAACGUCACGGGGGACGAUUUCUUCUUCAGUGGGCUUGAUAUUCCAGGAAACACAUCAAACACUCUCGGAUCCAGCAUAAUAAUCGUUGACGUCAAAGUUAUCCUGGGGCUCAACCUGCUGGGAAUAUCGUUGGAGCGCAUUGACUUCGCACCUGGCGGAGUGAACCCUCCCCACAUCCACCCUAGGGCCACCGAGAUACUCCUCGUCCUGGAGGGCACCCUCCUCGUGGGCUUCAUAACCUCCAACAACAAGCUCAUCGUCAAAGUCCUCGUCAAGGGCGAUGUUUUCGUGUUCCCCAAGGGCCUCAUCCACUUUCAGAUUAAUAUCAGCGUGAGUGUGGCGAUAGCUAUCACGGCUCUGAACAGCGAGAAACCUGGAAGCAUCGUCAUUGGUGACUCCAUUUUCGGGUCGCAUCUUCCCAUCCCCGUCGACGUCCUCACAAAGGCCUUCAACGUGGACGCGGACAUUAUCGAGAAGAUUCAGUCUAAGUUUUAA
Molecule: messenger RNA, 606 nt
Organism: Spirodela intermedia
Lineage: Eukaryota; Viridiplantae; Streptophyta; Magnoliopsida; Alismatales; Araceae
Source: the annotation of a GenBank genome assembly